UUGGAAGUGCGCCCCGGGGGCGGCUCGCAGGAGUCGCCUGGCUCCGCGAGUCCCCUUACCAACAAGGUAUGUGAAAGCGCAGAGGAGUCUUCUCACUGCCUGUGGGCCCUGAGACUCCACUCAGGAUUGCCUCUGGACUCUGAAAGGGCCCUCGACGCAGCUGAGUCGGUUGAGCUCCAAAUGGGGCCUGGUGAAGAGCGUGCCGUUCCCGUGCCUCAGCACCUCGAGGAGGGGUCGCUUCCUCAGGCCUCCUUUCCGCGGAGAGGAGACCACCCAGCCCCCAGCCACACCCCAGGACCUCCCGGGCCUCAGAGAGAAGAAUUGCAUCAGUACAGGUUCUACGAGCACAGGAGGAGUUCUGUGGUGCUCAACUUACCUGGCCUUGAGGUAUUCCCCGGGGACCUUCUGGUGUCAGCUGGAGCCGCGGACUACCUGUGCCAUCCACUUCUGCUGCUGAAUUCAGAAUCCAAAAAGCCAAGAUGGCCUUUCUCCAAGAGAGGAGUGCAGGGCAAAGACAAGCACAAGCUUAUAUCUGAUCUGGAAGACUGCUUGUCCUCUUUGAAGAUUACAGACUUCAGGGACUAUGAGUUCCACACCCUGAAGGAUAAGACCUGGAAUGAAGUCAUGGAAAUGCAUCAGAAACUUCCUACUAAUCAAUUAGACUUGAGAAAGCAGCAAGAGGCUGUGUGGGAACUCUUCACGAGUGAAUGCACUUAUUUUUUGGAUCAUUUAUUAGUUCUUAAGAUGAUCUUCAUGAAUACAUUAAAAUAUCUACAGACUCAUGAAUAUCUCCUGGAUGUGGAUUUAUGGAGACUUUUUGCAAACCUGGAGGAGCUAAGUCAGACAAGCUUUGGUUUUGUGAACAGUCUUUUCCAUAUCUUCAAGGACUACGUUGACACUUGUGAGACUUCACCAUCGUUGGAUUUUAUUUCCGUGCUCACAAAGUAUUUCCGAGGCAGCCUGUGUCAGAGCCACCAGACCUAUUGCCUCAACUACUCGGCUGCUGUCUUUUAUCUCGAGAGCCUGAAGCAGAGACAUGACUUUGGAAUUUAUUUAAAAUGGUGUGAGCAAAAUGACCAGUGUAGACGCCUUCACUUACCUGAGCUGCUCGUGGCCCCACUGCACAGGCUGACUCGAUAUCCCUUGUUGCUGAAGAAUAUCUGGAAAAGGAGUACAGACUCUACGGAGAAAAUCAUGAUCUACUCCAUCAAGGAAAAGGUGGAAAAGUCAAUCCGGGAUCUUGAAGGAAAAGUGAAGUGGCUUGACAAUUUUCAGAAGUUCAGACAUCUACAGGAGAUUGUAGUGUGGCCUCCACUUUGGGAUCGAGAUAAAAGGUUUUUCAUUCCAGAGUGCCUGAAACACAUUUUUAAAGAACACAUGGCAGAAAACAUCCUGUCACCAACCAAUAGACACCUUCUCUAUGAAGGAAAGUUAACUCUUGCAGAAAGCACAAGAUUCCUAGAUGUUUAUCUGUUUCUCUUUGAUGAUUUCCUCUUAGUUACGAAAACUAAGCGCAACAAAAAGAAACUUGGAGGCUCAGACCCUGGCUUAAUGUGCCCUUCGCUUACUGCUGAGCUGCAGGCAGUAAUCAGAGAGGGCGGCUCAUGUACAGUCAUCGACCAGCCCAUUCCACUAGACAGACUGGUUGUCAGAGGUCUCGAUCCCCUCCACGUGUCAGUCUUUGGGCUGAGAAAUGCUUUCCUCAUACAACAUGAAAACAGAUAUCGACAAUGUAUAGCAGCAUUCUUAUUACAAGCCCAAACGGAAAAUAUCAAGAGAACAUGGAUAGCACAAAUAACGGCAGCAAUCUCUUGCUUCACCAAGAGUCAAGAAACCAAGAAAAUGUCCUCAUUCACUUUGCCUGCAGAAUCCUCGAAGAUUUAGGGACCUAAAUCAAGUGGCACACCUUUUAGACAUUAGGGACUAAGGUAUUCUUUCAUUCAAACUUGCAGCACUUAACCUAGGGAUGACCUAGAAUAAGCAUUUUAAAGAAGUUUCAGAAUUUGAGCUAGGUACUCCUCAGGGUAGAGUAAUAAUGACUUCAACAAAUUUGAACCCUGAGGAAUUUCUUGUUACAUAUACACAGGUUGAUAUCCCAGAGUAUCUCAUAAUGCUUCAGGCAGGCUUGAAAAGGGGGUGAGGGAAGUAUGCGGCUAUUACCAUUUGUAAUGGAUAAUCAGGUGGAUGCAGUGUCAGGUGGAAAACAGUGCCCACUGCUUGGGUCUGAUAUGAAUUCUAGCAUCUGAUUCUGUCUAUCUGUAAUGAAACCAAGUCUCCUACCUGGUUUGUAAGUCAGUUUUACUGCUCUACAAUCCUACCUCAUACAAAGUUGGAUUGCCCUUUUAACAUACUAAGCAAUGAAUAAUAAUGUCUUCAUCUUAGUAGAGGUUUUUAAAUUUCUAGUCUCCAACAGUUUACUUAUCUCAGGUAUACUUUAUAAUACUCUUAACUUGGAGAAAAUCCCAAAAGACUAAAUUCCAUUGUUUUGAGAAAAAAGCAAUUAUCUAUUCUAAUUUUACUAGUUAAGUUUUACUUGGGAGGUUUCAUAGAAAUAGUAGCAUAUCUUUCUCUAAAUCUCACUUUUUGAAUAAUGCAGUUUUUCAUAAAACUUUCUGGUUUUGAAUGUGUGUGUGAGUUAGCACAAUACCGUCACUGCAUCUUAUUUGGCAGGACUUAAAACAUCAUUAGAAUUCUUACCAAGAAAAGCAGGUUGAAUUACUAUCAUGAUAGAAUAUACUAUUAACUGCAGGCAAGGAAUUAGUUUGUAUUCUCAGAAUGAAAUUUGUGAUUUUCAUUUUAGACAACUUCAGACAUGGUACCUUCUGCAGUUUCCAAAAUGGAAGUAGUAUAUUUAUCAACUCGGACAGCAAGACAAAUGAUACUUAAACUGAUCUCCUUAAGCUGGAGAAUGGGAUAGAGAGGAUAACGCUUGGGGAGGUCAUGUGAACACUAAUUCUUGGAGAAGAAGGCAUGUUUCACCAUGUAAACCAGGCAGUGCAGACAAGUGCAACGUAACAGCACUUUUAAAGGGCCAAGCACUAUUAGAAGGGAGGGUCACCGCCUCUGUGUAAUAAAGUCGCAUUUAUUAGGAGUAAGUGAAAAUGAAAGGAAAACCAGUAACUACUGUCAGUGCCUAAGAAAGAAAAAAGGCAAAGGUACAGGAGAACAAAUUUUAAGUUCUUAGAGAUGAA
Odocoileus virginianus texanus is the source of this 3191-nucleotide messenger RNA. It is a transcript of the gene PLEKHG7, whose product is annotated as pleckstrin homology and RhoGEF domain containing G7. The record is from RefSeq and is a predicted model, not a curated record. Gene Ontology annotation, molecular function: guanyl-nucleotide exchange factor activity. Gene Ontology annotation, biological process: Rho protein signal transduction. NCBI's taxonomy places the organism in Eukaryota, Metazoa, Chordata, Mammalia, Artiodactyla, Cervidae.